CGCAAUUAAUUCACAUCUUCUAUUUUCUCUCUGCCCUUUUUAAUUUCUCCACCAAUGGCUGGCCGGAUCUCCGGUGGUGCACAGGAAGUUUCCGCCGUCGUCUCCAUAGAAGAGGAAGAAGUUGCGCCGUCUGGUUCCGAUGUUCCGACUCCUCAAGAGAGGAAAAUGUCGUGGCAAAAUCUCCGGCGACACGACUCCUUGUAUUUAGAGUCCCGUAAACUCCAUGGUCGCGAUCACUCCGAUGCCGACAAGAAGAAAUGGAGUGUGAUAUUACAACUAGCAUUCCAGAGCAUCGGAGUUGUGUACGGAGACAUUGGAACCUCGCCGCUCUACGUGUACGCCGGCAUCUUUCCGAAGGGAAUCAAGCACCAGGACGACGUUUUAGGAGCGAUGUCUUUGAUCUUCUACACCUUAACUCUCAUUCCAGUCAUUAAAUACGUGUUCAUCGUCCUCAGAGCCAACGACAACGGCGAUGGCGGAACCUUCGCACUGUACUCUCUGAUUUGCCGGUAUGCGAAAGUAGGGCUGAUUCCAAACGCAGAGAUGGAGGAUGGAGAGGUGUCCAAUUACCAAUUGAAUUUGCCGAAUCGGAGACAGAAGAGAGCUUCGAGGAUUCAGUCGGCGCUGGAGAACAGCCAUUUUGCGAAGGUCUUUCUUCUCUUUGCGACGAUGCUCGGAACCGCCAUGGUUAUCGGCGACGGCGUUCUCACCCCUUGUAUCUCAGUUUUAUCUGCUGUGGGAGGGAUCACGGCGGCAACCCCUGCAAUGACAGAAGGAAGGAUUGUUUGGACUUCAGUAGCCAUCUUGGUGUUUCUGUUCAUGGCUCAAAGAUUAGGAACCGACAAAGUUGGCUACACUUUUGCCCCAAUCAUCUUCAUUUGGUUUGCUUUCAUCGCUGCAAUCGGUGUUUACAACUUCUUCAAAUACGACCCAACUGUGAUCAAGGCCUUAAAUCCAGCCUACAUUAUUUAUUAUUUCCAAAGGAACAAAAAGGACGCUUGGAUUUCUCUCGGCGGCGUUGUUCUUUGCAUUACAGGGACGGAAGCAUUGUUCGCCGACGUCGGGCAUUUCAGCGUCCGAUCGAUCCAGCUGAGUAUGUCCCUAGUGACCUACCCAGCUCUAAUAUGCGCUUAUGCAGGCCAAUCCUCGUUUCUUCGCAAGCACAGUGAUCUAGUUUCGAAUGCAUUCUACAAGUCCACUCCUGGAAGUUUGUAUUGGCCAAUGUUUGUGGUGGCAGUUUUAGCAUCAAUCAUAGCAAGCCAAGCCAUGAUCUCAGGAACUUUUUCUAUAAUUCAGCAGUCACUUUCACUUGGAUGCUUCCCAAGAGUUAAAGUGGUUCAUACUUCUGCUAAGCAUGAAGGCCAAGUUUAUGUUCCUGAGAUCAAUUACCUUCUCAUGUUGGCUUGUGUUUGUGUUACUUUGGUCUUCAAGAAUACUACAAAUAUCGGCAAUGCAUAUGGAAUAGCAGUGGUGUUUGUGAUGACACUCACGUCCUCCUUCCUAGUAUUGAUAAUGGUAAUGAUAUGGAAAACCCACAUCCUGUUGGUAAUCACUUACGUUGUCAUAAUUGGGAGCGUGGAAUUGGUGUAUCUGAGUUCAGUUCUUUACAAGUUCGACCAAGGAGGGUAUCUCCCUCUGGCUUUUGCAGCUGUUUUGAUGACAAUAAUGUAUGUGUGGAAUAGUGUGUUUAGAAAGAAGUACUUUUACGAGCUCAACCACAAAAUCUCUCCAGAAAAGUUCAAUGAAAUGGUGAGUACCACCAGCUUUAGAAGACUUCCUGGCAUGGCAUUUUUCUACACGGAGCUCGUUCAAGGCAUCCCUCCCAUCAUCAAGCAUUACAUCGAGCACGUGCCCGCUUUGCAGUCUGUGCUCGUCUUUGUCACCAUUAAAUCGCUUCCUGUCAGCAAGGUUCCAGCAGACGAACGUUUCCUCUUCCGACGAGUAGAGGCAAAGGAGAUCGACGUGUUUCGUUGUGUAGUUCGAUAUGGAUACACGGAAGUGCGCGCCGAACAUGAGCUGUUCGAGAAGAUUUUACUGGAAAGAUUGGAAGAGUUCGAAAGUGAUGGACGGGCAUUGUGUAACGGCGAUGGGAGAGUUGAAGAAGCUGAAGAGGAUAGGAAUGGAUUUGGAGGCGUUGCAGAAGCAUGGAAGCAAGGAGUUGUUCAUUUCAUUGGGGAAACAGAGGUGGUUGCUAAACCGGGUGCUGGGUUUGGAGAUAGGAUUAUGAUAAACUAUGCGUAUAGCUUCUUGAAGAGAAAUUUGAGGGAAACUGAUCAAGUCUUUGAAAUUCCUCACAAAUGUAUGCUCAAAGUUGGAAUGACCUAUGAACUUUAGACAACUUCAUCAUAAUUUGAUGUUUGUUUAUGAAGCAGAUAUAUGUAUAGAAGAUAAAGCUCUUCUGUUCUUCAAUGUUUUAAUUAAUGACACAAAAACAAUCCUUUUUAGCCU
Messenger RNA from Cucurbita maxima (winter squash), 2448 nucleotides. RefSeq names its product potassium transporter 5-like. The coding region runs from base 55 to 2334 and encodes 759 amino acids. Gene Ontology annotation, biological process: potassium ion transmembrane transport. Gene Ontology annotation, cellular component: membrane. Lineage: Eukaryota; Viridiplantae; Streptophyta; Magnoliopsida; Cucurbitales; Cucurbitaceae. Gene Ontology annotation, molecular function: potassium ion transmembrane transporter activity. The record is from RefSeq and is a predicted model, not a curated record. The transcript has 9 exons.